This is a messenger RNA of Medioppia subpectinata, 495 nucleotides long. The record is from the annotation of a GenBank genome assembly. NCBI's taxonomy places the organism in Eukaryota, Metazoa, Arthropoda, Arachnida, Sarcoptiformes, Oppiidae.
CAAAUUAAAGCACACGAGGGAACGGUAUUGCUAUCCCUGUACUCGAUUACGGACCUGUUUGGCCGUCUAAUCCCCGGUUGGAUCUCAUACUUGGACUACGUUAGCAACCGAAACAUCUUCGUCUCGUCCAUCGGUGUCAUGGGAUUAACACUACUGGCGAUGCCUUUUGCCAACAGUUUCCCGACGUUUGCGGCGCUCACUCUGGUCUGCGGUUUUGUCACCGGAUGUCAAAUGGUUUUACCGCCGGUCGUGUUGUCCGAGUAUUUGGGCGCCGAUAACACGGCCGUAGCGUUUGGUUUAUCAAACUUUAUGUGCGGUUCUCUUACCAUCAUAUUUAGACCACUACUUAUAGGCGUGAAGGACAGGACGGGUCACUACGAUAUACUGUUUUACAUCCUGGGCUGUCUGGGCAUUGCCAGUGCUCUACUUUGGCUCGUUGUCAUUUGCAAUAACUCUACACCAAAUAAACAAAAAAUUAAUCAUGCUAAAUUAAUU